Molecule: messenger RNA, 516 nt
Organism: Drosophila kikkawai
Lineage: Eukaryota; Metazoa; Arthropoda; Insecta; Diptera; Drosophilidae
Source: RefSeq, a predicted model, not a curated record
AUUGAAUUGUAUUUUUAUAAAUAUAUUGGAAAUUUCCGGUUUAUUGGGAAAAUGUCGUCUGAAAAGUACUGCCAGAGGUCUAACUGUAGAAGCCCGAACGGGUCUGUAAAUCCCUAUUUCGUUUUCCUUUGUGAAUUUCGAAAGAAUCUUAAAAAGCGAGGCGUUCUCAACCUGAAGCCGACUUCCGUAGCCAAAAUUGCUGGCAGAAAGUGGCGGGAAAUGACUCCAGCGCAAAAGUGGGUGUAUAUCGAAACAGCCAAGACAAAUAAGGCAAAGAUUAAGGCCUCAAAAUAUCGCAAAACUGAAGAGGCUAAACAAUGCUGCUUUAAAAAGGAGCAACAUUUUAGAGAAAAAGGUUUAAAUAAAAAAUCAAAUCUAUCCCUGGUUGUCCCAGUUUGAGAAAGCAGUUCUAAUUGGAAUCUUAGUGCAGAAUGGGAGUUUUACCUAAUUGGAAAUUAUAUGAUUUUUCGAAAUUAUACGUUGUUAUAAAAUAAAUUAUACACAACAGUCUGCUGA